This is a messenger RNA of Cuscuta campestris, 1415 nucleotides long. The record is from the annotation of a GenBank genome assembly. NCBI's taxonomy places the organism in Eukaryota, Viridiplantae, Streptophyta, Magnoliopsida, Solanales, Convolvulaceae.
AAAUAUAUUGAGAGCUUAUUUGGAGUACGUUGGCACCAACUUUCUCAUCUCUUUCUUUCCCUUCCAAUAACCUUUACAGAAUAUAUAUUAUAUUCCCUACCUUGUUUGCAUACACAUACACAGCUUUCUGAUCAAUUCCUCUUAUAUAUAUAAACCACAAACCAUAUAUAUAUCGAUUCUUUGGGAAUCCCAAAGCUCAGUUCUGAUCUCCAAAAAUAUAUAUAUAUCUCCAGCCCAAAAGAAAAAAUAAAAAAAAUAAAAAAUAAAAAUGGGUUUAAGAGAUAUUGGAGCAGCUUUGCCCCCAGGGUUUAGAUUCUAUCCCAGCGAUGAAGAAUUAGUGUGCCAUUAUCUGUACAAAAAGAUUGCAAAUGAAGAUGUUCUUAAGGGCACUUUGGUCGAAAUUGACCUCCACACUUGUGAGCCUUGGCAACUUCCAGAGGUGGCGAAGCUGAACUCGAGCGAGUGGUAUUUCUUCAGCUUCAGAGACCGGAAAUACGCGACGGGGUUCCGUACAAACAGGGCCACCACUUCCGGCUACUGGAAAGCCACCGGAAAAGAUCGGACCGUCGUCGAUCCCAAGACUCAGUCCAUCGUAGGGAUGAGAAAAACCCUCGUUUUCUACAAGAACAGAGCCCCUAACGGCGUUAAAACCGGCUGGAUCAUGCACGAAUUUCGCCUCGAAAACCCCCUCGUUCCCCCUAAGGAGGACUGGGUUUUAUGCAGAGUGUUCCACAAGUCAAAAGGGGAGAGCAGCGAAAACCACAUGAUGAUGAACGCAAUGUACGAAAACAACAUCAUGAUACCCGCCGCCGCGUUCCCCGUCUACAACGGCGGCGGUUCUCCACCCCCAAACGCUUCCCUGCCAGCCACUCCCGCUGCCUACCGUCCCAUCCUCUCAUCAUCGGCCCCCAGCCAAAACCAAAACCCCACCCCCGCUACAACCACCACCACCAACAACAACAACAGUUUCUUCAACAACAAUCCCCCGUCGUUGUCGGCUUCCGUGGUGGCGCCCGAUCACGCCUUCCAAAUGCCGCAACCAAAGUGCGACAGUACGGACAACUAUGGGUUCUUGUUCGACAUGAACUUCGAAGAACACGAUGAUAUGGCGGCGUUCGAGGAUGAAAACGGCAUGGUUUUCAUUUGAAUACGCUAAAGAAAAUUGGCACACAAAAAAAAAAGGGAAAAAAAUUCCAAUUAAAUUUGUUGAAUAGCCAAAGUGCAUGUGGAAUGCAUGUUUGGCUGGGAGACAGGGAUGUGUUUGGUUGGGAUUGCAGUUUAAAGAUUUGUGUAGGACAUGGUAGAUUUAUUCAAAUGGUAGGGAUGGUCAGUAGUUUUUCAUAUUUAUUAUGUGUAUUCCAUUUUAUGAUGUAAUCUUAGCAAGGUGGUAUAUGAAAUAUAUUUUAUGAUGCUUU